ACGACACCGUUCUGUUUAAAAGGCCUACGACAGAACAAAAAUGGAGGAUACAAAAUUAAUCUUUUCAAAAAAAGAAAUCUUAGCGGCAAAGCUAUCAGACGCGCCUUGCGUCGACCAGCCACAGCUCUUCUACUGAUUCUAGAGGUCUAUUCGCUGGCUUUUUGUUCAAUUUUCUCGUUCUUGUUUGGUUCCUAAGAAAAUAUUGGAUUUUCCCCUUGGAAUCAAGAACCAAACUAAAGCUUUGUCGAUUCUUCACAUUUCUUAAACCCUAACAGCUUUGCUUCUAGCAUGAAAGGGAAGCCAACGACAACUUCUAGUUCACUGAAGGAAUAUCUAAAAGGAUACGAGAGAAAAAACGAAGAAGAGGAACUGAAGAAGAAAAGGAAGAAGAAGAAGAAGAAGAAAACCCAAGUAGAGUCCUCAGGUGUUUUAGUUGUUGAUGAAGACCCUGUCUGGCAAAAAUCUGUUAAUCUCGAAGAAGACGGUGAUGCCAAUGAUUCGCCCGAUGAGAAGCUGCUAGUGGAUGGGGAUAUAGAAGCAAAACGAAUGAAAAGGCUGGAGAAAAUUAGGCUGAGGAGGGGAUACAAUGCUAUGGCUGAGGAUGGUAGUGGCUGGGUUUCGCUUUCUCCUAAACAUCUGAAUAUGGUGGAUCCUAAUUAUGAUAUUUCUCCUCCUCGUAGGCAGAGGAAUAGAAAUGACACACCUUCUCCAGAACCUGGGGUGAGGUAUUCAAACUCUGAAAGAGAAGUUGAGGAUUUGUCACCACCAAGAAAACUGCGUUCCCAUGGUUUAAAAUCUUAUUUAUCACCCCCAAGGAGAAGUAGGGCUCAGAAUAACACAGCAUCAACAAGAGAAGAUGCUGAUUUAUCACCUCCUCGUAGGAGGGCAGCUCGGAUUGACUCACCUGAACCUCAAGUUAAGGCAUCGAGAGAAGGUACUGAUUUAUCUCCUCCACGGAAAAGGAGGGUUCGGAAUGACACACCUUCACCAGAACCUGUAGUGAACAGAGCAGACAAUGAUUUGUCACCACCUCGGAAACGGAGGGCUAGAAACGACACACCUUCACCAGAACGCAGGAUGAAGCCUUUGAGAAGAGAUACGGAUCUGUCACCUCCAUGGGAAAGGUUGAGAUGCCACCAUACGCCUGAAUUGCCCCCACCUACACAAUCUCAUCCUCAAACGUUAGAGAUUAUUCAUGAUUCGGAUCUCCCCCUUCCAAGGAUAAAUAGGAGGGAAUCAACUGGUCCUGCUUCUCCGAAGGAGCAGCUUAAAACUGGUUUAAUUUCUUGCAGUGAAAUCUGGGAGGAAAUUUCUAAAACCAAGAAAGAUGAUUGGUUAAGGUUUAAGGAGAUGGAUCCAUCUGUAAGCGGACGAGGUGCAGAACCUGUAUAUCGUGAUAAGACAAAAGGGGAAGGCAUAUCAAAGGAAGAGUACCUGAAGUCAAAACAAAAAGGGGAAGAUAAGCCCAAGUAUAACAUGGAAAAGGAUGACCCGGAGCUCGACAAUAAGUUGAAGGAUAGACUAAGAUGGGGUGACCGUAUGGCACAUUUGGUCAAGAAAAAGCAUUCUGAGCCAGUUCUUAGAGACCUAGGGGAUGCUGAGAAGAUGAAGGAAUCAGGGUUUAUAGUUCCUCAAGACAUUCCUGCACAUAGUUGGAUAGUAAAAGAUGCUGCACCAAAUGGAUACGGUAUAAGACCAGGAAGGCACUGGGAUGCAGUUGAUCGUAGUAAUGGUUUUGAGAAGAAAAUGUUCACAAAAUUAAAUGAGAAACGGGCCACAGAAAGGGAAGCGUGUCUUUGGUCUGUAUCCGACACGUGAUUCAAGACAUCCACCGCAUUCUUUGAGUACUCAACCAAUGCACUGGUUGCCAGCUUCAAAUAUUAUUUUUUUUAUGCCUGGUCUUAAUUUUCAUCUCGUCUUUCAAUGAUCAUAUUAUAGGGUUAUAAUCGAGUCAAGUGGAGUUGAUAUAGUGAAAGCUUGAACUUGAGUUGAAUUUAAAACUCGGCUUGAGUUUAAUCAAGUUUUAAUUU
Messenger RNA from Durio zibethinus, 2030 nucleotides. The record is from RefSeq and is a predicted model, not a curated record. Lineage: Eukaryota; Viridiplantae; Streptophyta; Magnoliopsida; Malvales; Malvaceae.